AUGUCGGAGCGCGAGCUAAAAAAGUUGGCCACGCGCCUCAACAACCUCUUUGAGAGCAUCUACAGCCUCACGAACCGCUCUGGAUCUGUCAUUUACGUGGAUUUCCAGAAGCUUCCCUCUAGAACUGGCACUGAUUACUACAAGUACAUCACCCGCCCUAUUUCGCUCCACACCGUUGGCAGAAACAUCAAGAGAUUCUCCUACAAAGAUGGUCAGGGGUUUGUGAACGAUUUGGCCCAAAUUACAUGGAAUGCCCGCCACUACAACGAGCCUGGCUCCGAGAUUUAUGAAAAUGCACUUUUGUUGGACAAAUUCAUCAAAGACACGGUCAUUCCAAAGCUAGCGGCCGAUCCUAAGGUGCCCAAUCAUACCUCCUUGCACUAUCCAGACUUGGGUCCCUUGGACGAAUAUGGUGCAGGCCGCUUUGACGACGACGGUGCCACUGCUAGUCCAUACUUGAAAAACGAAGAUUAUGACGACGACGAUACCACCAUGAUGGGAUACGGUCACCUCAAUCUGAAGUCAAUGCUGACGCCACCCAAGCCUGCCGAAGGUGGAGUUAGACGCGGAAGACCUCCCAUCAUAGACAAGCCAUAUGAGUCUCGUAUCAAGUCGAUUUUGAAGUUAUUCAAGAAGAUUAGACAUCCAGAAGACGAGACACACAUCUUGACGGCUCAUUUCGAGAAGUUGCCUGACAAAUCGGUUCCGGGCUACUACGAAAUGAUUGUUAAUCCAAUCAGUUUAAACGAAAUUAGAACCAAGGUGCGUUCUCGAAAAUAUACCGAGGUUCAGCAAUUUUUGGAUGAUCUCUCCCUUAUGAUCAGCAAUGCCAAACUAUACUACUCAUCUGAUCCAGGCAUGACCAACGAAAUAACUCUUUUCGAGAAGCAGGCCGAGUCCAUCAUUGAGAAGGAGAUGACUCGCCCCGAAAAAGACUUUAUCGUCGCCACAGCAUCUGGCACCGAUGGAUUGAAGACUCCCUUGGAUCUGGUUACUGUUCAUUCGAACACGUACAAAGUGGGUGACUGGGUUCUUAUCCGCAACCCUAACGAUGCCAAUAAACCAAUUUGUGGUCAGAUAUUCCGUUUAUGGUCCACCGAUGGUGUCCAAUACACCAACGUUUGCUGGUAUAUCCGCCCCGAACAGACUGUACACCGUGUGGAUCGUUUGUUUUACGUGAAUGAGGUGUGCAAGACUGGUGAAUAUAGAGACCACUUAGCUGAGGAUAUUAUUGCUCCAUGCUACGUGAUCUUCUUGACACAUUAUCAGAAGGGAGAUAUCCCUCCUAACUUGCUUCCAGAGGGAACCGAAUGGUUUAUCUGCGAGUUCCGUUACAACGCAAACACAUAUCAGUUCAACCGUAUCAGAACCUGGAAGGCGUGCUUGCCGGAUGAGAUUCGUCAUGUGGACCAGCCAAUUGUGCCCAUUAAUGAGCCUAGAAGACUCAUCAAGUACGAGUCUCCUCUCAAGCAUCUACUUCCUUCGGAUGCUCAUGACGAUAUGGCUGUUGCGGGCCCAACUCCAGGUCCUAACGCCAAUGGUCCACCAAUUGUCGGAUCGGUGUACAAGAAGCCACCAUACUAUAACGAUGAAUUGGGCCAAUGCUCUACUUCUCCAAACGUGACUCCUGCGCCAGAAUUCGACGACAGAGUCAAUGAUCGCAGAGCCUACAUUUUCACUCCCGUGUCUCAAUUGAAGAGUGUCACAGGACUGGGCAUCUACUCGUCAUCAGGUACUCGUUCAGUGCCACCAUCCUACAUUCCAGGUCAAUUCGAGGAACCUGCGCUUACGGCAUCUUCUUCAUACGACAACCUCUCCUAUAAACCAUACCAGCAGCCAGAGCCUCAUUACAAGGCGCCAUACGGAGCACCGGCAUAUCCUAAGGCAAACUACCCACCAGGAAGCGCCUAUAAGCCACUACCAGUGAAGGGAUAUGGACGCUCAGAAAUGUCGCCCAGCGCCAGCCUUCGUGGUACUCCUCCUGCCACAUACAUCCAACCUAGUGGAGCAUACCAGUCGUCCACGUCUAUUUACUCUGGAAUUCUUCCUGGAGGAGUUGUCUCGUAUGUAGAAAAGAGAGAUGGGGAAGAAGGAGAAGAUAACAACUUGAUUGAGGUGAGCGAGCUGCUUAUUACGUCCGGUGACAGUGCCGUCUGGUUCAGAGCACCACCAGUGAUGGUGUCGACCAAAGUUGCUACGCCUGUGGGACAUACCGCCAAGUAUUUGGCGUGGAAGCUCAAGAAGAGCCAAAAAGCAUAA
Messenger RNA from Sungouiella intermedia, 2259 nucleotides. Lineage: Eukaryota; Fungi; Ascomycota; Pichiomycetes; Serinales; Metschnikowiaceae. The record is from the annotation of a GenBank genome assembly.